AUGGCGACCAUGUUAAGUACUUUAGAAUAUAAAUUUUUCUAUAUUAAACAUGGCAGAGUCUCAAGAACUGACUACUGGACAUACAUGCAUUUGAAGGCUAAAAUUUCGACGGCCUACGUUGUUGGAACAGGGGGAGGUGGAGGUCAUCAUAAUCCUCAACGUAAUCUUCAGCAAGAUCACGAAGCCAGUGCUCCUGAAAUUGAACGUCAUCAGCCAGACCUAGUUCCAGUUCAAAAGAAGAGAGAACACAGAACUAGUAGUUAUGGAAGACGAAUUAGAAAACCAACUAUAUUCAAAGACUUUGUGACAGAUUAUUAG
Lottia gigantea (owl limpet) is the source of this 318-nucleotide messenger RNA. RefSeq lists its product as hypothetical. The record is from RefSeq and is a predicted model, not a curated record. The coding region runs from base 1 to 318 and encodes 105 amino acids. The transcript is spliced from 4 exons. Lineage: Eukaryota; Metazoa; Mollusca; Gastropoda; Lottiidae.